GACUGUGCAGGCCGGAGAGUCUCUCCACGCCUCUCUCUCUUGCUGUCUGACUGAACGUUGCGGCUUCUGAAUCCGACACUCAAAGUCUGAAAACACAAUUACACGCAAAAGCCGAAUGCGUGGAUAUCAUGCAGUCACAUGCAACCACUUUAUUUCUAGCUGAUAAACACAUCAACCACUUCUCAUCUUCCUCUUUUUAGUGUGUUUUUCUCUGUGUGUAAUCGAAGUGAAAGACUGGAUUCAGAGACGGGGAAAACAGGAAUGUUUCUUCCGGUACCAAAGAGUGUGAAACCCGAACGGAAGCCGAUGUGGUCUUUGUAGUCUGUCAACAUACUCUUGUCUUCCUACCUUCGCUUCCGCUACUUGUGCCUCACUGAAUGCUGUACAACUCAGCUCUGCUGCCGGCUUUGGUUUCCCCCCGACUGCAGGAAAAACCACUGAGACAAGAGAGAGGCCUCUGUCUCCAGAACUGCAGCCAACCUUUCUCAGAACUUUGACUGACCCCCCGCCUCCUCCUUCUUUCCACUCCAUAACCAUAACCUGCAAACCUCCAGCCAGUUGCUAGCUGCUUUGCCACAGACACGGUUGGCAAUCGCUAUUCCUGGGCAGAAGGAUCAACCAUCGUCCCCCGACCGGUCGCGGACUGGUGCGCCUUCAGUGGGGGAGGGAGGGGAAGGAAGGCAGCUGAACGCCGUGCAGCUUUCCCCGGAGAUGAAGCUGCAGGCUGUCAUGGAGAACCUGCACAGGCAGCAGAGGGCCAAGCUGCUUAUGGAGCAGCAGCUACAGCAGCAGGCCGCCGCCCAACACAAUCAGGUCCGCACAAUUGUUGGUGGAGGGGAUGAGCCGAUGGGGAGCCCGACCCCUGAGGCAGAGCAGGCCCAGAUGGCAGCACUGGCUGCCAUGCGUGCCGCAGCGGCCGGGCUGCAGAGGGUGACGGACAGCCCCAUGUCAGAUCGCAGCAGUGGCGGCGAGGACGAAGGUGAUGAGGAUGACAAUGAAGACGGGGAGGAGCAUUACAAGGACAUGAUGGGGUCAGAUGAGGAGGAGCAGAUCAAACAGAAAUGGGACGAGGAAGACUUUGAAGGCGAGAUGGAAGAAGACUUUGACGAUGACCUGGCGGAGGAGGGUCUGCCAACCGGCCAUGACACGGUGGCUCCCGGGAAGGGCAUCUUCCUGCUGCCCCACCGUCAACUCCACCCCCACUCCCAGCUGCUGAAGGCCCGUCCCAGUGUCGACCAGGAGACCCGCGUAGCCAUCCUGCCUCCCCACGCCACGCACAGCCAUCUGGGCGGGCAGGACCACGGAGAGUGGACCUACGAGGAGCAGUUCAGACAGCUGUAUGAACUGGAUAGAGACCCAAAGAGGAAAGAGUUCCUGGAUGACCUCUUCAGCUUCAUGCAAAAAAGAGGAACCCCAGUGAAUCGUAUUCCCAUCAUGGCCAAGCAGGUUCUGGAUCUGUACAUGCUCUACAUGCUGGUGACAGAGAAGGGCGGCCUGGUGGAGGUCAUCAACAAGAAACUGUGGAGGGAGAUCACCAAGGGACUCAACCUGCCUACCUCAAUCACCAGUGCAGCCUUCACCCUCCGCACACAAUACAUGAAGUACCUGUACCCAUACGAAUGUGAUAAGAGGAGUCUGAGCAACCCCAAUGAGCUCCAGGCAGCCAUCGACAGUAAUCGGCGGGAGGGCCGCCGACAGAGCUUUGGCAGCUCCCUCUUUACCUAUUCGCCCAAUGGGACGCCCACCAUGCUCUCCUCACCGAAGCUCCCCUCAGCCAGUGUGGGUCUGACGGUUGGCACCAACGGGGCCUCGCUUACCCACAUCCAGAAGAUCAAGAAAGAAGAGGAAGGAGGCCAGCCGCUGCCGGGGCUCGGUGUGGCUCGUCUGCCAGCGGGCCUUGCGGGCCACACGGUGGCUGCUGUGCAGGUAGCGGCAGCUCAGGCAGCUCAGAUGGCAGCUCUGGAGCAGCUGAGGGACAAACUGGAGGCCGGCGAGCCACCAGAGAAAAAGAUGGCGCUGUCGGCCGAGGAACACCACCGACUGCUGCAGAGAGCUCUGCAACACAACCUGCUGGCCAUGACCGCUCAGAUACCCAUGAACAUCCGCAUCAAUAACCAAGACAGCAGGCAGGACUCGGCCCUGAACCUUACCACAAACGGCACAAGCAGCAUCAGCAUGUCAGUGGAGCUCAAUGGAGUGGUGUACACUGGCGUUCUUUUUGCUCAGGCAGCAGCAGGAUCGUCCGUCUCCAACAAGACGGUCAGCAGUCGUAUCGCUCCACAGCAGCAGCAGAACACACCUACCUCAACCUCAACCUCAACCUCAACCUCCAGCAACCUGUUGUCUUAACUGGCCUUUCCCCUUCUUUUUUUUUAAUUACCACGCUAAGUAAAGCCAAAAAUCAACCUCAUUUUCUACAUAAUCUAUGCCAAAAAGAGAAGAACCAUCAACUGUACAGAAAGACACAAACUGAAACUCCGAUCACUUGAAGUACACUAUCUCAGGUUUUCACUCACCAACUCGCCUCUUUUGUUCUUCAUAGCCAAAAUGAUUUCGGAAAAAAAAGAAUAUCUCAACUGAGAGCCAGUAUAUGCUAAACAAAUAUGUAUGCACAACCUGUAAAUUAUUUAUUUCUGGCUAAAUGUACAGAUUGUUGGAGAACAAAAGAGAAGGUAAUAACUAGGAAGGUUAAUGCACUGUUUACACACACAAACACAGCUACUGAUUGACAGCAAUGUUUUAUCCUCUAGGGGAGAGAUUUUGUUUAUUUUAUUUUACCUUUUCAUUGUCCUUAUUGUUAUUCUCUUUACUGUGUUUUAUCUUUUAAAUCUUUACCAAUCCCCUCACUGCAGGAAAAAAAUAUAUAUAUUUAGAAGUCUAUAAAAAGAAAAUAUGAAUAGCCUCUAUUUUAAAUCAGAAAAGCUUUAAAGGUAUAUGUUGUUUCGUUAGAGCAUAUAACAAUUUACCGUUGUGACCUCAUUUUGUGUAAAACCUUAUUCACAUGGCAGCCAUUUUGGAUCCCUAUUUGGAAGAGUCUGAUGCCUGUCUGCGGCAUGCCACAGAUUCUCCAGUGAAACACAAAUGGAAAAAAGAAUAUUGGUUCACUUCUUCACACAUUUUAUCUAUUAUCUAUUGCUACCAGAGUCUCGUCAGUAGCGAGUUAGCUAGAGUGCUAUGUAGCUGAUGAAUUCAAGCAGUCUUCUUCCUGAGACAGUUGGCUCAUUUUGAUCUAAAAUCCUUACCUGCUUGUUGACAUAAGGCCAGUUUAAUGUAUAUCUGUGCCAAUCUUGCAGGUAGUUUGUCAAGUUAGUGUUCAAAAUCGCUGUUUUCUAAGUAAGGUCAGGUGGGGAAAAUGAAUUAAAGCCUUUCUUGAGGUUUUUUUUUUCCUGCUCGAUGCAUCUCAAUACGCUGGACUUGUGGCAUCCACACCAACUGUUGCUGUUUGGGUUUCAGAUCGUAUGUGAAUAAUACACGUUUCUGAUUGUUCUCAGGUGUCCGUCAGCUCAUCGCUUUGUACAAUCUCUUGACAGAGCAAUGUAUUUAACAUCUUUCUCUGCGGAAAGAUCAAUUUUUAAUUUUAAUUUGUUUUCUAACUUGGCCUUCUAGUGGAGUGAUUGUCUUAAGGUCAGAUGCAUGUCUGUAUUUGUAGAUAAAGCCCUUCAGGGAUCAGGAGUGAGGCAGGAAAACUGUGAUUUCCUGUCUUAAAUUCAUAGGAGUCGUGUAUCCACUAAAUCCUUGUCAUUAUGGAGACAGUCACAUGGACAAUCAGGUGUCAGGAGACGCUAUCUGAGCUUCUGAGAAACUUGACAGUUAUUUCAGCUUGUAUCGGACGUUUUGUUGUUGUUGUUUUGUAUUAUAGAUUACAGAUGCUUUUAUUUUUUGUUUCAGCUUUGUGUUUUACAUGACUUAGUGCUUCUUCUGAUCCAAGUGCUUCUUAUCCUGUGUUGUGACAAGGACCGGGUCUCCUUGAGGCUGGCUGUCAAGGAUAUAACAGAGAAUGUCUUGCGAUCCUCUGACUAUUUUUUUUAGAUGUUGCUUAAUUGGGGACUUUGACAAUGUGAUCUCAGAGGUAAUAGCUGCGGCUGAGCGCUUGCUUGCGUCUUAUUGUUUGUACAAACACUCACUGCAGUUAGAUUUAUAAAAAGUGAAAUUGGCCACAGUGGCGAUACCAUAUCAUUCAUGUGUAGUUGUGUUUCUGCAUUUUGAAGUCAAUCAAUUUAUCAGCUUUUUGAAAUUUAACCUGUGUUACCUCUCUGGACUGUUAAAAAUUGCUACUCUACCCACCCAACCCCACCCCGACGCAAAGCAGCCUCAUUCCUACUGACGUUAGGAAGUAAAUCAGGCUUUGUAUGUGGGGUUCUGUUUUGAGGCCUUAACACAGCAUGAGAUGACCAGAGAGCCAGCAGUACCUCCGUCUAAUCAGUUUUUACUGUUCCAGUCAAAUAUCACCAGAUGGCCGCUGCGGCUUUGAUUCUGGACUCGCUUCUCGGUGGGAAAUCACCACCAGCUGCUACACAAACACUGUUCAGUUUUGUAAAGUAGGGUACUUUACCAUCUCUCAUUCAAAGACACACACAAUAAUCAAAUGCUCUUCUUAAAGGUUUGAUAAAAUAGUGAGAAGUGAACUGUCCAGCCUCACUUGUUUUAAUACAUCCUACAAAAAGAAAAGUGAAGCUUUAGUUGGAUUUUAAGUUAGUUUGUCAGAGGCAGAACCAGGCAGGGGGUUGAUGCAUAGACUGUAAAGGUGAAGCCAAACAUUUAGACUGCCCCUGGUGGCUGGCUGCAGUACAGGUCAUAAAUCCCACUCCCUCCAUGUUAGUGGCUGGGACAUGUGCCAAACUAAAAAAUCACACGUCAAACACAUUUUCCCUAAGAUGGUUUCUGUCAUUUAAGGUAGUUCUUAUCACUCAAUGUAUGUUCAAGUGUUCAUUUUUCUGAUACGUUUGGUUUUUAUUUGUUAUUUGAUGCUAUAAAAACGGGGUGAAACGUCAUGAUUGACAGCUGUGAUUGACUCACGAUUGGUCGGGCGGGUGUAUUGGCGGGACUUCGAUACCGCAGCUCCACUGCCCAAUCACUAGUGCGCAGACUCUGGCUCCAAAAUUACAAGAUGGCAGUGCCCAUUUCUGGGAUAUUUUGGCUUUAACUUUGUACAGUGGGAGGAAGUGGAGAGACGUCGUCCAUCUUUAUACAGGCCUACAGUCUAUGGGCAGAACUGAAAGCAGAGACAGGAUGUCAUUGGUUGAGUUAAAUCUCAAUGAAGCUGAAAACCACAGUGUUUCCAUAGUGAGGAAAGAGGAAUUAUUGUCAAAUAUUUUAACAGGCAGCUGACUCUCCACAAGGGGGCUCUUUAUGGCUCAUAGUUGCUGUUUUCUUUGUGGGUGUUUGAGGUUUUACAUUUUUACACUUGUACCACCUGUUGGCUAAAAUAACUACUGUUAGGAAAACUGGUCAGAUGUCCGCAAUGGCACCUUAGCUCCACCCAACCACGACCCUGCAACACACACAAACACGCACACACACUACACGGGACCGAGGCAAAGGAUGAUGGGGCCAUCACACUAUGUACAUAAAUAAUGAUGGAAAAUCAUUGCGUCUCACUAACCUUCAGUGGUUGUUAAAUACACAAACCAAAACUCAGCUAUAAGUAUUAAUAAUUUCAAUAGGUUCCAAGUUUAUAGUUACUCAACACAAAAUACAGAACUUUGCAGCUGCAAACUUGCAGUUGUUGGCUGCAGGUGGCACAAGUGUCCUACCCUUUUUGGUUAUUGAUUAGGCUCUUGGUGUAGAUUUGUUACAAAGGAAGGAAAUGUGUAUUUCUACAGUGAAGAAUGUAGAUAAAUCUGGCUGCGUCCUCACUGUGGACAGUUGAGUCGUGUUGAGAGUCAUUUACAGAUGCACAAUAAUGAUAGACAUCUUUUAACCAAAGCUUUAUGAAGUAUAGCUACAUUUACAGUAUUGAACAAUGGCCAUUUGAAAUUUCAGUGAAAUUUUGAUAUUUUUAUUGCAAUCUGGGUCUUAUUGUUGUAGUUUUGGCAUAACAAUCUUUGACUCACUCAAACAAUGCUGAUCAUGUUGAUUAUUAAUCAUUUUCAUAGACCUUACAUACAACAAUACGAAUGUUACGCUCUCUGUUUGAACAAUCGCAAGGGAAAACUCAGUAUUCUCAAACAAAAUGUUGUUUCCUCGGCUAUCUUGUCCAUUUGAACGGUAGUUCAAUAAAUUCCUCUUUAAUUAAAUACAUUUUGAAUAUGUGAUUUAAAGGUAGCCUAACCACAUAAAAGUAUUUGAAAUUCCACAAGAGUUGGAUGCUGCAGAGAAGGCAGUUACUGCUGCUCUGCUAGCUAGGCUAGUUAGCAUUUAGCAGCACUAGUUUUAUCUGGUGUUCCUUUUCCUUCUCCGUUAAUAUUUAAGAUAUAGCUAUUGUCUUUUUAUAUGGUAUAACAACUUGCUUAGAUUUUGGAGCAUCAAAAUAGAUUUUUCAAUUCCAGGAAACAGGAAAAAAAGUGGCUAAACUAGCUUUAGCUGAGGCUAUCUCAGCAGUUUUUAUGAAUUUUCCAUGUUUUUUUCCCUCCAAAAAUAUACAUUUGAUGGUAUAACGAUUUCUAUGGUAAAGUAUGAUGUCCAAAAGUCUGAUUCUGGGGUUAACUCAGUUCUGACCAAAUAUGUAGUUAUAUAUUUUGCCUUUGUAGGGCAGAAUAGUCUCUACAGUAAUGGUGCUAUGCCAAUCCAUAUAGGCCAUAACUAUGACAAAAAGUCCUAGGGUAAAAAAAAGAAAUUCAUUUUACAUUUAGGGUUGUCUUUCUGCUCGAUUCCUCUGUGCAACCAGCUGUAAAUUUCAUGAACUACAAUGUUAAAGGAGGUUUUUACUCAGUCUGUUCGGUGGCACUCAGAAAGCCCACCAUGUGUGUGUGUGUCUCUCUCUCUCUCUCUCUCUCUCUCUCUCUCUCUCUCUCUCUCUCUCUCUCUCUCUCUCUCUCUCUCUCUCUCUCUCUCUCUCUCUCUCUCUCUCUCUCUCUGAGUAGCAGAUGUCACAGUUGCUGAUAAUGGCUGACAAUCAACAAGAGAAAUGCAUGGCUGAAAGCAUUAGUUUGUGGGGGAGGGCUGCUGCAAUCAAAAUUCAAUCAAUACUGAUCUAAAGGAUCAGCAUUGCUUUUUUAGAUUUGACCCUAUGACCUUUUGGCCCCUGAGCUAAACAUUCAAGCACCUGCCCUCUUCAAUGGAUCCAUGUUUACCGUAUAUAUCUAUUGACCGGCUCUGUGAGAUAUUUGCAUUUAAGCAGUGGAGGUACUGUUUUCUCGCUCUCGCUCUCUUUUAGUAUGUGCACGGCAGCAUCUUCAGGGAUUGGUUUUAAUUGCGUGGUAGCGACAAUCAGACGAUGUUAUGACAACACAGUAUACCUCCAAACACUCUGACAUCUCUUCAACCACAAUCAAGCCCCGUUUCUACCAAGAACUAAUAAAGCUUUGGCAAAAAAAAUGUUUUGCUUCAGCCACAACAGACAUCAAAAUGUUGUUAAUGCUGGUUCAUGAAGACAUUGACUAUGAAAGAGAUUGUAAUUACCACAGACAAUCAGAUAUCACUUAUUGAUUUCAGUUAUUUGGUUAUUGCGAGGGGAACCAGAGAUGUCAGUAUAGUUGAGGGUUCAGUUCAAGCUUCAUCUUUACCAAGAGCUCCCCUCAGUGGGAAGUUUUUGUCAUGACACAGAAUCACUUCAGAUUUCCCAAAUGGAAACACAAAAAGGUCUGAGCUAAGGCUGCAAAGAUUCACUGUCCUUCAGUCUGAACAUUUACUGCUAACAGAUUACAUAUUUUCAGUGUUCAUGUCUUCAUUUCCUACCAGUGUUUCCAGUAUUUUUGUCUUGUUAAGGUGACAAAGCCUCUUUAGAUCAUUAUAAUGGGACACUAAAAGGCUCCACUGAUAAAAAAAAAAAAAAAAAAAUGUUUAAAAGGCUCCACUGAAAACAAACUCUGUUAAAAGCAUUCACUUACAUAAUUCAUUUAGUUACUAAAAACAGUAAGCAAUCAAUAAUCAAUCAUCCUGUCUCUGCCCCGUCUGUUUCUCUCCGUGAGGCAGGUUCCUCAAUAUUUUAAAGAACAUUGGAGCAAUGUAGCAGUGAAAACUGUAUCAGUCUUAACUCAGUAUGAAACCAGAAGUUGUUCUUAGUUUUGAAAAGAGUUUAUAGCAGGUUUUGGUUCAGAUUGUUUCAGAUUUCUUUCUGAAUGCGACCAGCUGCUUUUUAUGUCUGUAGCUGCUUUGUUUUCAUCAUUAGAUUAGACGAUGCUCGCGCAAGACGUUGUGUCUGCAGUUCUUGUCAAAGUUAUAUUAUUGUUGUGUGGUAAUGCAGUUUAAAAGUGUGGGUUGAUUUCAAACUUGUUUGGUGCGUUCACAUGCUGCCGGGGAAACACUUUUUCAUCACGUUCUGAAUGCAUUUUGUUUGUCUUUGAGUUUGAUUUCGCGACAAUAUGGGUAGUAAAUGUAGUGCUUUUCAGGGGCUGACUCCCAAUCAGCACAAACUCUCCGAGUCUCUUGUGGUUGGCUUGCUCGCUCUAUGUCAUAACUUUUAGGUGUUUUACACUGAAAUGUUGCUGCUUUCACUCCCACCAGAGCCGUAGCUAAAUAACCUCUUGAAACAUUACUAGAUCCAGAGUGUCUUGCAUGGAAAAUUGACAAUGACUCCUGCUCCCACAUGUUGCCAACAUGGAAUUCUGCUGGAACAUUUACGGGUUAAGGUGCCUGUGGGGUUUAGGGGCUUUUGACUGAACUUCACCACUGAUUUUACCUCCAUCAAGGGGGGAUAUGGACAAGGAAAAUAACAAGAUGCCUUCUGCUGUGACAAUUGUUGUAUGAAUUAACAUGUAUUACUAAGAUUCAUUAAAUAGAAUAUUUCUGAAAUAUGUCUUUUUAGGGCUAUGAAUUAUAUCAUGUUCAUAUUGUUUUUGCUUUUUCUUUGCUUUGUUUUCUGGAUAUGCUUUAGCAACCCUGGCACACACAGAUUGCAUUUAAAGCAGAUUUAUUAAUACAGCGAUAAUGAUGAUAAUAAUAAUGUGAUUAUUUUAGGAAAGCAUACUGUAUGAUGCGUGUGUGGGCUUCAUGUGGCUUUAAGUUUACUUCAGAAUUGAAACAAGGCGCUUGUCUCUUUCAACUUGUCAGGAAAAUCUACCUCUACCUUCAGUUUUAUGCAUUUAACCCAGUUCAAGUUACAAUUUAGUGGGUACGCAAAGAGGGCGUGAGAGUGGUCACCAAAGUCUGAAAUGAGCUACAAUAUGCCAGUAUAGUAGCCUACUUAAGAGUAGUUAGGAUCUCAUGACACAUGUGCGAUUGUAUUGAGAACGAGUAUUGUGGUGUAAUUAUAUCAUUAUCUAAAUACUCUCAGCAGAUAUUUAUCACCCUGGUAGGUGACUGGGAGGUUUAUUUUGGACUCUGGGGUGUCGUUCUCCGUCUCUCUGUCUCUCUCUGUGUUACAGGUUCGUAACACUUCUGCUGUUUAGUUUAUUUGAGCAUCACCAGGGAACCUCCAGCUCAACAGAUAACUACUACUUAGUACUCCAACAAGUACUGCUUCUAGGAGCACCAUUAGUACUGUGAGUCGUUUUUCAGUCUGUUCUAUUAAUGUGUGCUUAUUCCUCCUUUUUUCUAUAAAUGAUUCAAUUAGUUUGAUGAAUGGGAUGUUUCCUGGUAACCACGUCGGGCAAUGCAACAGUUUUUUUUUUCUUUUCUUUUUUUUGAAGGGUGAAGAUUUUUUCUUGCCUAUUUACUCAAUAUGUGUUUGUGUGAAUACUUUUAUUUUGAAUUUGAAAUUAAUAAAAUAUCACUUUUCUUAAAUGUCA
This is a messenger RNA of Sander lucioperca (pikeperch), 9827 nucleotides long. It is a transcript of the gene arid3a, whose product is annotated as AT rich interactive domain 3A (BRIGHT-like). The record is from RefSeq and is a predicted model, not a curated record. Bases 712 to 2349 code for a protein of 545 amino acids. Gene Ontology annotation, biological process: regulation of transcription by RNA polymerase II. Gene Ontology annotation, cellular component: nucleus. Gene Ontology annotation, molecular function: DNA binding. Lineage: Eukaryota; Metazoa; Chordata; Actinopteri; Perciformes; Percidae. The transcript is spliced from 9 exons.